AUGUCUUUCACAAACCUUGGCUUGAAUCUCGCUGCAUUGUCUUCCGUGGACACUUGGUUUCAUCUCAAGCGAGUCAUUCUUCAAAGUGCGCGCAAUACCAAGAGCAGCGAAGAUGUCUUGAUCCGACAAAGUGAUAACAUCCCGUCGUAUCCGUUCAAGCUCUUCCCAAGCGAUAAGCUUCUUACUUGGACUCCACAAACCGUUGUUGAGAUCACGUUCUCUGAUGAUCAACUUUCAUCGGGCACUGUCAACUCCGAAGAAAAUUAUGAUACUGCAUUCAAUUCUUUAAACCGUGAACAUGGCACGAUUGCAAUCGAACUUCUCACAUCGCCGGCUAGCUCGGUAUCAUUGGAGAGUUUAUCCUGCUACUCCUCCGAUUCACAAGAAGAAAUCAACAAUGAAUCUGAAAGCUCCUUUGAUUCUCUGUUCGAAGACGAUUCCAUCGAAAAUUCUUCCAUCUAUCAAAAUGUCAACUCAGUACGCACGCCUAAUCCUACGGAUACUGUACUAGCUGAGGAAAAGGCACUACUUGAGCCAAUCUCACUCGAGAAUCAGUCGUGGAAUGAACGCAUCAACUACCUUGCUACUGAUGAAGAAUGGGACGACCAUAUCGACAAAUUAGCAAAGGAGUUUGAAAAGGAGAUGGGAUUUGACUCUGAGACUGAGACUGAAUGUCUUUCAUUCGACAAUAACAUGACCAGGAUAUCAGCUGCGUUUGAUUGCGACAAAGAAGAAGUUGAAGAUGGAGAGUUUGAGGACAUAUUUCUAUCACCAGAAUGUUCUGAAGGAGAGGAAGUCAAUCGGUCUUUUGAUUCUUUAUUUGACGGUGAAGAUAGCAUGAUGGAUGAAUUUGAAGACUCUGUUGAAAGUCAAGAAACAAGCCAAGAAUUUAAUAAUAUUUUCAAAAUAAGUGAAGAAGAAAAACAAGAAUAUCAAUUAUUAUCUUUACAAAGACACGCAAGAGCGAUUCGAAGAAACCCACACCUUUUUCAUCUUUUCCGUUAG
Molecule: messenger RNA, 1005 nt
Organism: Melampsora larici-populina 98AG31
Lineage: Eukaryota; Fungi; Basidiomycota; Pucciniomycetes; Pucciniales; Melampsoraceae
Exons: 3
Coding region: 1-1005 (334 amino acids)
Source: RefSeq, a predicted model, not a curated record